AUGAACCCGACGCCAGCGGGCGCACGACUCAACUUCGGACACAUAAGAAACCUUCCUUGAUAGGUUCUCCCCAAGAUGUCGAAUAGAGGAUACGAUGUUGUUGUCGACGUGGACGCCGAGGGUGAUUUAGGCCACACUGAUCUCCAGGAAGACCUUGAGUUCCAUUCGUCGAACUUUGAAGAUACAAACUCGCGCAACAAGAUCCCUCCAGACAAUUCGGCCUUCCGGAGCAAUUCUAACGCUCGCGGUUCCACCGGGUCCUCCAAAAAGUUCCUGUGGUCGAUAUCCUUCUACGCGCAAUUCUUUGACGUUGACACAAACGAAGUGCUGAAAAGAUGCUGGGCCGCGCUGUAUCCGCGCUCCAAUUUCCUCGACGUGCUUGAGGGAAACCCUGAUCUGUACGGGCCCUUUUGGAUAGCCACAACUGUCGUGUUCAUCCUCUUCAUGACAGGCACGAUAAGCUGGAAGCUUGCGAGUACAGGACAAGAUCAUUAUAGCUAUGACUUCAGUCUACUGAGUGGCGCGGCCGGCCUGAUAUAUGGCUAUACGGCUAUCAUACCUGUCGGCUUGUGGGCUACGCUCAAGUGGUUCGGAAGUGAAAGCGCGAACCUGAUGGAGUGCUGGGCUCUAUACGGAUAUGCAAACCUGAUCUGGAUUCCUGUGUCUUUGAUUUCCUGGAGUCCCAUAUCAAUAUUGAAUUUUAUAUUCGUUGGAAUCGGGUUUGGAAUCUCAGCAACUUUCCUCUUCCGCAACCUGUACCCGAUCCUCAGCGCAACUGACGUCAGAACGUCUAAGAUUCUUCUUGUCAUUGUCGUCGCUUUGCACGCGGGACUUGCAAUUGCGAUCAAGAUUCUGUUCUUUGCACAUGGAAGUCCAGCAAAGAAAGAUGGAAGGUCGGGAACUCCUGCAGGUGGUGAUGCGUCCGCUGAGGGCCAGUCUGCGAGACUGCUAUUCGGCUUCUAAGGACGUGUAUGAGCUAGAGCUGCUUUAGAUACCAUAUUUGAAUCGAUCGUUUGCAAAAUAUUCGGAGUGCUGUUUUUUGCUGGCUUUCAUCAUCUACUGGGCUUUGUUUUGAUUGUAGACUCAAGAAGGUGUAUUCUAAGAUCCUUCCAGGCCCUCAACAUGCGGUCCUCACCAAAAGCAAUAAAGAUAAAACUUUACUAGGCCAUUGUUUAGGCUCUGCUG
This is a messenger RNA of Verruconis gallopava, 1185 nucleotides long. RefSeq lists its product as uncharacterized. Bases 76 to 963 code for a protein of 295 amino acids. The record is from RefSeq and is a predicted model, not a curated record. Gene Ontology annotation, cellular component: membrane; Golgi apparatus. Gene Ontology annotation, biological process: vesicle-mediated transport. Gene Ontology annotation, molecular function: small GTPase binding. The transcript has 4 exons. NCBI's taxonomy places the organism in Eukaryota, Fungi, Ascomycota, Dothideomycetes, Venturiales, Sympoventuriaceae.